AUGUAUCCUCUUCGUCCCUUGAGCUUGGCCAUGGCCAUUUCCAUGGCCUCGUCCGUCCUCUCGUUAGACCUUCCCAAGUAUACCGGCCUCAAAACCGCCCAGAACGACAGUAUUCUCACCGUCACCUUUCAUAACCCUUCCUCACCUGUCAAUCUUUGGAACGAGGACACUCAAAAUGACCUGGAGGAUUUGGUCUCUCGACUUCAAAGUGAUAAUGAAACCAAGGUUGUCAUCUUUAACAGUGACGUGCCGAGGUUGCCGCAGGUCACCAUUGGCGCUAUUGAGGGCCGAGCACGAGGUGCUGGAAAUGAAUUCCUUGUCGCUCUUGACAUGCGAUUCGCCACCAAGGUCGACGUUGCUUUUGGCCAGCCCGAGGUCGGCAGUGGCUUGUUUCCCGGUGGAGGAGGCAGUCAAUUUCUCACAAAUCUGAUUGGUAGAGGACGGGCAAUGGAGUACAUCCUCAGCUCCAAGGACAUCACUGCAGUCGACGCCGCCGAGAUUGGUUGGAUCAACAAGGCCUUUGACACGUCGCGCGAGCUAUAUGACUACAUCGAUAAGCUUGCACAGAGACUGGCCUUGUUUCCCCAGUCAGCUCUUGCUGGUGGUAAGAAGACUGUUCACCGAGCAUCACCGUCGCUCAAACAUGUUGUUGCAGAUGCAAAGGAUUUCUUCAAGCAGCAGAGCGACCCAACGUGUCUGUUGUGGACCUGGAACUCAACAUCCCCGAGGUACUCCCUCUUUUGUAUGCCUAAAGAUGAAGAUGAUUGCAUGCAGGGGACGAGAAAGCGGUGA
Molecule: messenger RNA, 792 nt
Organism: Fusarium vanettenii 77-13-4
Lineage: Eukaryota; Fungi; Ascomycota; Sordariomycetes; Hypocreales; Nectriaceae
Exons: 3
Coding region: 1-792 (263 amino acids)
Source: RefSeq, a predicted model, not a curated record